AUGUUUUGCAUUAAAGAAAUGGCCAAACGAGAAGAGUUAUACUCAAAUCUAUUACGAGUAUAUGCACAAGACUCAAACUUUCUGAAAGGAACAGCAAUUCACGCUCAAUUCAUCAAAGGGUAUAUCCCUUUUACUCUUUUUCUCCAAAACCAUUUGCUCAACAUGUAUAUCAAAAUCCCAGACCUUACUUCUGGACUCCAACUGUUUGAUGAAAUGCCAGAUAGAAACGUGGUGUCAUGGUCUGUUGUCAUGGCUGGUUGUAUCCGUAAUGGCUGUGCUUCAGAAGCUCUUUCUUUGUUCACCAGUAUGCACCGCGAGGGACUCACCAAACCGAAUGAGUUUACAUUUGUUAGUGCUCUUCAAGCUUCUUCGUUAACUGAGAAUGAGACGCCGGCUUACCAGAUUUAUUCGUUAGUGGUUCGGUCAGGACUUGAGUCUAAUGUCUUUUUGCUCAAUGCGUUUUUGACGGCCUUAGUUAGGCAUGGUAAAUUGAUGGAAGCCUUGCGAAUUUUUGAGACAAGUUCUAUUAGAGAUAUUGUGACAUGGAACACCAUGAUAGGGGGUUACUUGCAGUUUUCUUGUGAAAGGAUUCCGGUGUUUUGGCGCUACAUGAUUUGUAAGGGUGUGAGGCCGGACGAGUUCACUUUUUCCAGUGGUUUAACGGGGUUGGCUGCUGUCUCCUGUCUUGAAAUGGGAAUGCAGGUUCAUGCACACCUUGUUAAAACUGGUUAUGGAGAUGACAUUUGUGUAGGGAAUUCUUUAGUUGAUAUGUAUAUAAAAAAUCAAAAGUUGGAGGAGGGUUUCAAAGCAUUUGAUGAGAUGCCUAAUAAAGAUGUAUGCUCUUGGACACAAAUGGCGGAUGGGUGUUUACGAUGGGGGGAACCAAGAAAAGCACUUGCAGUCAUUGCACAAAUGAAGAGAAUUGGUAUCAAGCCAAAUAAAUUUACCUUGGCAUCUGCUCUAAAUGCUUGUGCUUGUUUGACUUCAUUGGAGGAAGGGAAACAGUUUCAUGGCUUGAGGAUCAAACUUGGAAGUGACGUUGAUGUUUGUGUUGAUAAUGCUCUUCUUGAUAUGUAUGCAAAAUGUGGAUGCAUGGAUAGUGCACGGGCACUUUUUCGAUUGAUGGAUUCUCGUUCUGUUAUCUCAUGGACAACAAUGAUAAUGGCGUGUGCACAGAAUGGUCAAUCCAGAGAAGCUCUUCAAAUUUUUGAUGAAAUGAGGGAAACGAACGUAGUACCAAAUUACAUCACAUACAUUUGUGUUCUUUACGCAUGUAGUCAAGGUGGGUUUGUUGAUGAAGGGUGGAAAUAUUUUUCCUCCAUGAAUAAUGACUAUGGAAUCUCUCCCGGAGAAGAUCACUACAUUUGCAUGGUGAGUAUCCUAGGCCGCGCUGGGCUAAUCAAAGAAGCUAAGGAGUUAAUCUUACGAAUGCCAUUUCAACCUGGUGUGCGGGUUUGGCAAACAUUGCUCAGUGCUUGUCAGGUUCACGGGGAUGUAGAGACGGGGAAACUUGCAGCAGAACAUGCCAUAAAACACGACAAAAACGACCCGUCAUCCUAUGUAUUAUUGUCUAACAUGUUGGCUGAAUCAAGCAAUUGGGAUGGCGUGGUGAGUCUAAGAGAACUAAUGGAGAUAAGGAAUGUAAAGAAAACACCAGGAUCCAGUUGGAUUGAUAUUGAAAAGAUUUAA
Lathyrus sativus (Indian pea) is the source of this 1689-nucleotide messenger RNA. The record is from the annotation of a GenBank genome assembly. NCBI's taxonomy places the organism in Eukaryota, Viridiplantae, Streptophyta, Magnoliopsida, Fabales, Fabaceae.